CUUUAUUAAUAUUAUGUUAAAUAAUGGUCCGCCAGGAGCACUAGGAUUGGCUCAAGUUUCUGGAUGGAUGACUGAAGACUGUUUUGUGAAAGCGCUUGAACACUUUGUAAUACAUGUCAGGCCAUCAAAAGAGAAUCCAGCAUUGAUAUUAAUGGAUAAUCACACCGCUCAUGUAAAUCUCAGAGUGGUUGAAUUUGCCAGACAAAACUCCAUCAUAAUAGUUACAUUCCCACCACACUGCAGUCAUAAACUGCAACCACUAGAUAUCACAGCAUAUGGGCCUUUCAAAACUAAGUACCGCACUGCCAUGAAUGAAUGGAUGUUGACGAACCCUGGAAAAACAGUUACUAUUUAUCAAAUUGGGCAAUUUGUAAAAGAAGCAUAUUUGUCAGCUUUCAGUCCACCGAAUAUAACACAAGGAUUUUUGAAAACAUGA
This is a messenger RNA of Acanthoscelides obtectus, 436 nucleotides long. Lineage: Eukaryota; Metazoa; Arthropoda; Insecta; Coleoptera; Chrysomelidae. The record is from the annotation of a GenBank genome assembly.